Molecule: messenger RNA, 393 nt
Organism: Protopolystoma xenopodis
Lineage: Eukaryota; Metazoa; Platyhelminthes; Monogenea; Polystomatidea; Polystomatidae
Source: the annotation of a GenBank genome assembly
CCUGAAUUUGAGGAAUUUAGCUUGCUGACGAAUCAGUCAAUUGAUCCCAUUCCUAAAAGCAAUCUUGAAUUGAUGAAUAUGUCUCCUUUAUCAGGAUGUGGAUCAGCUGUGACGACUGGAGCCACUAUUCGCCCUUUUGAAAAGGCAGGGAUAGAUAAAAUUUCCAUUAUAGCUCAAAAUUCUACUCUAAAAGACAUUUGUAAAGUGCCUCAAAUACGUCCUGUAAAAUGGGAUCUUACAACAAAGUUUAAAUCCACUCAAGCUAGUCAAAACGGAGUUCAUAUCAACAUGCAAAAGCAAAAAGAUUCUCGAAGGCAGAAUGGGAAAAGAAUCAACAGUGAUCAUAGAAGGAAGGAUAUGGAGGUACUUAGUACUGACCCUGAAAAACUGUAA